This is a messenger RNA of Maniola jurtina (meadow brown), 2455 nucleotides long. RefSeq lists its product as uncharacterized. The record is from RefSeq and is a predicted model, not a curated record. Bases 167 to 2455 code for a protein of 762 amino acids. Gene Ontology annotation, biological process: negative regulation of cell population proliferation. NCBI's taxonomy places the organism in Eukaryota, Metazoa, Arthropoda, Insecta, Lepidoptera, Nymphalidae. The transcript has 20 exons.
AUGAAAAUUAGUUUGUGUAGGUGAAGGUUGUGCACUGGAGCCGGGCUGUAGCGUGCUGGGCGGCUCGCCCGUGCUGCGGCCGAGCGGCGCGCUGUCGCUCGGCGAGCGCUCGUGCUGUCGCCUGCAGCUCAGCAACAUCACCCCGCUGCCGACCAGCGGCAAGUGGAUGCCUGCUGUCGAAGGAGAAGACAUUCUCGCUGUAACAUUCAUUCCGGACGAGUUCAAGGUUGGCGGCCACUCUACUGUUGACAUAGUGCUCAGCUGCAGCCGUGUUCUGUGUGAGCAGGUGGUGCUGGAGGCGCGGCGGGCGAGCGCGCGGCGCGCGUGGCUGCGCGAGGCGCGCGUCGCGCACGCGCACCGACCGCUCUACUUGCUCAUCGACGCUGCCAUCUCGGGCGUGGAAGUGACCGUCGAGUUCCCGAUAGGAGGAGACGAGAACACCGACUCCUUCGUCAAAAUACCGAUGACGCAGCCGGAGCGGCCGUGCUCCACCACGCUCGACCGACUGUCGACUCCCGAGGAGAUGUUUGCGCAGGACGACCGCAAGAGGGCGCUGCAAAAGGAGAACAUCUGUCAGUGCCACUACGAGAUGAUCUACAUCCCUCCCCCCCCUCCCCCCGCGCCGCCGGAGCCCCCCGGGGAGGAGCGCGGGGGGGAGGAGCCUGUAUCCAUUUUGGAAGAGCCUCCAGCGCUCACUCGCGUGUGUGGGUGCGCGCGGCUCGCGAGGCCGCUCCUGCCGCAGCACAGCGAGCCCUACUGCCUGCAGUUCCGAGACUUGCCCGUCAGAACCGUGAGGUCCCGCACGCUGGUGCUGCACAACGCGUCGCGCCUCGAGGCGAGCUGGCGCGCUGCCGUGCGGCGCUGGCCGCGGACACACGCCCGGACUGUUGACAGAGAGCAGUGGGCGGGCGACGUGCACUGUUCGGGCGUGGUGCUGGACGUGCGGGCGCGCGGCGGGCGGCUGGCGGCGCGGCGCAGCGUGGCCGUGCGGGUGAGCGCGUACGCGGCCUGCUGGGGGCUGUACCGCGACCAGCUGCUCAUACAGGUGGAGGGCUUGUCGCCGCUGGUGCUGGACGUGUGGGUGCAGGCGGUGGGCGCUCCGCUUCAGUUCCCGCUGCGCCCCGCGCCCCGCACCGCACACCCGCCCGCGCUCUGGAUGUCGUAUUCGGACCCGGAUCGUGUCGUGCGCGUCACGAACACGUCCCGCGCCGACCUCACCACCGACGUCUAUCUCGUGAGAGAGCAUGAGUAUCCGCAAGACGAGCUGCCGCUCCGCCUCUACCUGCGGUUCGUCGACCUGCCUCCUCGGCUCUGCGCUUGCGUUACUGCUUUUGAAUCGAACACAAAGUUAAAAGACGAGUUAACCGACGGUGCUGUCUGUAGCGACAUGGACACCGGCGUGGAACUGUUCCUGGCACCAGACCACGGGGUUCAGAGCACCGAUGGUUUUUAUCAAGUCGAGCCUCAACAGCUGCGCGUGCGGGCGGGGCAGAGCGCGGCGCUCCGCGUGCGGCUGCAGCGUCGGCUCCAGCUCGCUCCGCCGCACGCGCUGCUGCUGCGCUCCGCUCCGCGCCCGAGCGCUGGUCGCGGCUGGUGCCGGCCGCCGCCGCCGCCGCAGCUGCUGCGGCUGCGCCAGGCUCCGCGCGAGCCGCAGCUGCAGCUGCUGUGCUCCGAGCUGCGCGUCGUGCUCUGCGCGCUCGACCUGCCCGACCACGACAUACUGCGGGUGCGCAAGAAGUUCCGCAUACAGAACAUAGGUGAAGGUCCUCUGGAGGCGGUGGCCGCGACCGAAGCCCCCUGGCGCGUGGAGGUGUCGCGUGACGUGUGCGACGCGCACUGUGUACGGCUGGAUAGGAACUAUCAGUUCGAAGACCUCAAGUUGAAGAUUCCUCCACGCAGUUCUCUUGAGUUGUUCGCGGAGGUGUCGGUGCGGACGGAGGACGCGUGGCCGGCGCGCGGCGCCGCCUACCCGCCCCGGCUCGUGACGACUACCGCCCUCAACUUCUACGAUCAUGAUAACGUCUUGUUGUUGUCGUCGCCCCUCACCCUGGAGCUGGAGCGGCCGGCGCUGCGCGCGCAGCCGGCGGAGCUGGACUUCGGCCUCGUCAGCGACGGCAGCACGAGGAAAGCCUACUUCACCGUCUCACACUCCAGUCUGUCAACCCUUGAGUUGGUGACGCAGUGGAGCGGCGACGGGCAGUUCCGCCUGCACCCGCCCGCGCUCUCGCUGCCAGGCGGCGCGCGCGCCAGGGUCUACGUGCAGUACACCGCCAGAUGGGUAUCGGACCGCUCCUCGGAGGGCUCGGCCUGCGUGUGCGCGUGCGGCGCGGCGGGCGCGUGGUGCCGCGUCGCGCUGCGCGUCACCGCACGCGCCACGCGCCAACGCGCACUGCACGCCGCGCCGCACGCCGACCACACCGACGACGUGCACCUGCUGCCGCGAGAUAGCUGCUGA